AUGACGUUCCUGAGCUUAAACAUCUUGGUCCUGCUCCUGUCUAAGGCGGUCCUGGCGGGCGUCCUGACCUCAUCACUGAGAGCAUGUCCCACCUGUAAAGGAAAGCAGGUGGCCGCAGGUGAAAACACCACUGCUCUGCCUCUUGGAGAGCCGUGUGGCGUCUACACUCUGAAGUGUGCCCACGGUCUCCGCUGUGAACCCCCUCAGGAUGAGCCCAGGUCCGUCCGUGCCCUGCUGGAGGGCAGAGGAGUCUGCAGCAACGUCAGCACCACCAGCACCACCAGCACCACCACCACACAGGUCCAGACUGAAGACCUGACUCCCACUCAGAGUCCAUCUGAGGCCCCGUGCCGUAAACUGCUGACUACACUCACCAAAGGCCUCAGUGCUCAGGUUUUUAAAUCCCAUCAUGAAAUCUACGUGCCUAACUGUGACAGGAGUGGCUAUUUUAAAAAGAAGCAGUGUUGGUCAUCUCGAGGCAGGCAGCGUGGAAGGUGCUGGUGCGUGGAUGAGAACGGCGUACCCGUCACUCCAAAGACUAAACAGCGGGGCAGUGUGAGCUGCUGAAGAUGGAGAUGAAGAGACGAGACUGAGAUGAAGGAACAGAAAAAAAA
Messenger RNA from Austrofundulus limnaeus, 614 nucleotides. RefSeq names its product insulin-like growth factor-binding protein 3. Gene Ontology annotation, molecular function: fibronectin binding; insulin-like growth factor II binding; insulin-like growth factor I binding. Bases 1 to 567 code for a protein of 188 amino acids. The transcript is spliced from 4 exons. Lineage: Eukaryota; Metazoa; Chordata; Actinopteri; Cyprinodontiformes; Rivulidae. The record is from RefSeq and is a predicted model, not a curated record. Gene Ontology annotation, biological process: regulation of insulin-like growth factor receptor signaling pathway. Gene Ontology annotation, cellular component: extracellular region.